Messenger RNA from Syngnathoides biaculeatus (alligator pipefish), 5722 nucleotides. RefSeq names its product myelin transcription factor 1-like. Lineage: Eukaryota; Metazoa; Chordata; Actinopteri; Syngnathiformes; Syngnathidae. The record is from RefSeq and is a predicted model, not a curated record. Bases 282 to 4109 code for a protein of 1275 amino acids. Gene Ontology annotation, biological process: regulation of transcription by RNA polymerase II. The transcript has 24 exons. Gene Ontology annotation, molecular function: DNA-binding transcription factor activity, RNA polymerase II-specific; RNA polymerase II cis-regulatory region sequence-specific DNA binding; zinc ion binding. Gene Ontology annotation, cellular component: nucleus.
CCAGAUGAGCCAGCCACUCUUUACUACAAAUAUUCCUUUAUAGUAGACGUUGCUAGUUACAUGUCUUUAGAUAACGAACAGGUCAAAAAGCAAAGUAUCCGACCAACCAACUUUGUUUUCCAGUUCAAAUUCAUCUAAAACAUGAGUGACUUGAUGCAUUGCGUAUAUUCAAAUGCAGGCAAAUGUUCAGUAGAGUAUAGAGCUUGAAAAUCACUGCAGAUCCCCCACCUGUCUUCACAUAGACAGCAGUCAACAAAGAUCAACUGACAAAAUCCAGGCACAUGGUGAUGUAUGAAGUCAUCAGGUCACCAAUAACUCUUCUCACACUUGUUCACUGGGACCAAGCCAUGGAGGAUUCCGAAUUCUCAGAAAAAGAAAAUGAGUUUCGGGGCGAGCUGGUAAACCAGCGGUGGACGCGAGGCGAGAGGACCAGCAGCCGCUGUCAGGCCUCCCUGAGACAGCAGAGCCGUCGACCAAUCAUGAUGAGUGUAGAAAGUGAUGACAAGCGAACUCGCACUCGGUCUAAAGGAAUCAGAGUUCCUAUUGAGCACGCAGGACUGGAGCUGAGCUGCCCCACCCCUGGAUGCAAUGGCUCAGGCCAUAUCAGUGGGAGAUACUCACGACACAGAAGCAUUCUGGGAUGCCCUUUAGCCAGAAAGCGGCGACUUGAGGAGGCCGAGGUAGAGCAGGAACAGGAACAGGAAACGGAGCGGCCGGCAUCCAAGAGGAAGUCCCACCCCCUGAAACUGGCUCUGGAUGAGGGUUUCAGCGCGGAAAGCGACGUCAGCAGUGAAGGUGAGGGAGAGGGCGAGACGGAUGGAGAGAACAGAAGCAGAUGCAAGGCGGAUGAGGACGAUCUUGACACUGCUGGAGUGGCAGAGAAGACUGCGGAAGACCGAAAGCACGAAGGACAAACAAAUGGACGAGAUGAGGACACACAGAGUCGGCAACAGGAGGAAGAGGAGAGGGAAGAAUCAGCAAAUCGUAAGGACUUGGAAGUGUGUGUCGUCGUUGAGCCUCCAAUGACACAGGCGUCACAGUCUCCCUCUCUGAAUGCCGAAGACGUGGCCAACUCUCUCCUCCACCUCGGCCGAGGCCCCGCUACCGGUGACGACAGCGAUGCUCCAACUGUGGGCGCCCCGCCGCCUGUUGCUAUGGAGACUGAGGGGAAUGUCACCGUGACACUUGAACACAAUGAAAAAGUAAAGGAGCAGCAGGAUGGGAACACGGCGAAGGCAGAGGAAGGCGUAGUAGCCGGAGGUCAAGACACGGAAGAAGCGACAGAGGAGGAGUCGGUGGGGGACCGGGGGAAGCAAGAACGCUUUGCCAGGGAGGUCCAGCAUGAACCCACAGCAGAUGACGAGGAGGAGACGCCAGCGUCAGCACAGCAGAGAGCCAACACACCAGAAGAGGAGGAGAAAGAUGAGGAGUUGAACCCAAAUGUGCCAACUGCUGUCCGCAGCAGCACCAGCACCACAGCAGCUCAGGGACCACGCAUCAAGAUUGAAGACCACAGGGUCAGUCCUCUGGAGGACUACAACGCACAUGACAACUACAGUGUGGGUACAGCCAGUCCGCUUGACAGUUAUGACUCCCACAAACCACUUCAUAACUACAAGGCCUGCCUUCCCUUAAACUACAUCUCCCACAUGGCCAGUCCACUUGAGAACUACUCACCAAAUCGCAGAGGGGAUAACUUUAAAAUCCACAAAGUCUCCCACUCGGCCUCCCCCGACAUUAUCGAGGUGCAUUCCGACAAGUCUGACGAGAAAGACUUUGACGAUGUCGACGGUGACGACGAGCACGACGACGAGGACAGCCUCUCCCAGCGCUCCACCGUCACAGAUGAGUCCGAGAUGUUUGACAUGACCCGAGGGAACCUGGGCCUCCUCGAGCAGGCCAUUGCUCUCAAGGCGGAGCAGGUGAAGCCGGCCGGGCCCAGGGAGCUGUUAGGUGUGUCCGAUAUACAGCAUCACAGAUAUUUCACCAUGGAAGACCGGCCUAAGCACCUCGAUGUCAUCAGAAAGAGCUACUUCAAAGAGAGUAUUCGGCCAGAGAAGAGGGAGAUCAAGUGUCCCACGCCGGGGUGUGACGGAACAGGUCACGUGACUGGCCUGUACCCCCACCACCGCAGCCUGUCCGGCUGCCCUCACAAGGACAGGAUCCCCCCCGAGAUUCUGGCCCUGCAUGAGAAUGUGCUGAAGUGUCCAACUCCUGGUUGCACCGGUCAGGGCCAUGUUAACAGCAACCGAAACACACACCGCAGUCUUUCAGGAUGUCCCAUUGCAGCGGCAGAGAAGCUGUCCAAGACCCACGACAAGCAGAGCUCUCAGCCUGCCGGCGACCUCCUCAAAGGAAGUCCCAAUGACAGAGUUCUCAGGCCCAUGUGCUUCGUAAAGCAACUGGAGAUGCCCCAGUAUGGUAGCUACAGGCCCAACAUGGCGCCAACCACACCCCGUGCCAACCUGGCCAAGGAGCUGGAGAAGUACUCCAAGGUGUCCUUCGAUUAUGCAAGCUUUGAUGCCCAAGUGUUUGGGAAGCGUAUGCUUGCGCCAAAGAUGCCCACCAGCGAAACCUCACCUAAAGCCUUCAAAAGUAAACCCUCUUUCGACAAGUCCCCGUCACCCAGCCUUAGCCUCCAAGGUUACGGCAAACCUUCCUCCCUGGCCUAUGACUACUCCCACGAUGCCGAAGCCGCCCACAUGGCUGCCACCGCCAUCCUCAACCUUUCCACACGGUGCUGGGAGAAACCCGAGAACCUGAGCACCAAGCCACAAAACAAGGAAAUGGACAUUGAGGUGGAUGAGAACGGCACUCUGGACCUGAGUAUGAAGAAGCCCAUCAAGCACGAGGGCAGCCUGUCUGGCACCAGCCCGGGGGUCCGUUCCCCAGACCCUUCUUCCUCCUCAUCUUCCUCUUUGCAUCACGGCGAAAGCAGCGGGAUGACGUCACCGAACCUACAGGGCUACAAACAGGAGGAGUGGGAGGGGCCUCUGGAUUUUACCAAACACAACCGCCAAAGGGAGGAGGAAAUGGACGAGCUGGAUCAUACUGCACAGUCAUAUGUGUCAUCUGACCCAGAGGACAGUGACAUGAUUCAGGACUUAAUGGAGGACAAGAAGUACCCUGGAGAAGUCACAACCCCGAGCUUCAAGGUCAAGUUCCAACCCAAGGACAGCAAGAAGGAGUUGCUCUCGUGCCCAACACCCGGUUGUGAUGGCAGUGGCCACAUUACAGGGAACUAUGCAUCUCAUCGCAGAUGUCCCACCCCGGGAUGUGACGGCUCAGGUCACAUCACAGGAAACUACGCCUCUCAUAGAAGUCUCUCUGGGUGCCCGCGUGCCAAGAAAAGUGGAAUUAAAACUCCUACCAAGGACAACCAGGAGGACUCGGAGCUUUUAAAAUGUCCGGUGCCGGGCUGCGACAGUCUGGGACACAUCAGCGGGAAGUACGCCACGCAUCGCAGCGCCUACGGGUGUCCGCUUGCGGCCCGCAGGCAGAAGGAGGGCCUACUGAACGGGACCCCCUUCAACUGGAAGGCCUUCAAGACCGAGGGGCCGACGUGUCCGACGCCGGGAUGCGACGGCUCAGGGCACGCCAACGGCAGCUUCCUCACACACCGCAGCCUCUCAGGAUGCCCCAGGGCGUUGUAUGCCAAGAAAAAAAACAAGUUUCCCACUGAGGACUAUUUGAGUACCAAGUUCAGAGCCAGUGAUGUUCUGGACAAUGAUGAGGACAUCAAGCAGCUCAACAAAGAGAUUAAUGAUCUCAACGAGUCCAACAACGAAAUGGAGGCAGAUGUAGUCAACCUGCAAACUCAGAUCACUUCGAUGGAAAAGAAUUUGAAGAACAUCGAGCACGAGAACAAGAUGAUCGAGGAGCAGAACGAGGCUCUGUUCAUGGAGCUUUCCGGUCUGAGCCGGGCCCUGAUCCGUAGCCUGGCUAACAUACGUGUGCCACACAUGCAGGAGCCCAUCACGGAGCAGAACUUCGACAGCUACGUGAACACUCUGACCGACAUGUACACCAACAAAGACUGCUUCCAGAGCCCCGAAAACAAGGCCCUACUGGAGAGCAUCAACAAAGCUGUGAAGGGUAUCAAAGUCUGAGAAAACACUCACACACACAUACACACACAGACACACGCACACACAUGUGGAAGAGCGAAGCUGUCCUAAAGACCAUGACAGAGUCACAGGGAUCUUGAAAUAUAUCAAGUAAUAUAAAUCAAAAACAAGAAAAAGGGAAUUCAGGUUAUAUAAAUAAACACAACCCAGGGAGCAAUCUGUUGAGCAGAAAAGGACGCGGACCAAAAUCCCCCACGAUGCUGCUUCUGGGAUCAGUGAAGAUGCGGAGAAAUAAAGGAAUCCUUCAGGAAGAACGGCUGGACGAGAAGGCUACAAUAAGCUAACGUGUCAUGGGCGUUCGGUAUGCUGUACGCUCACUCGGACAUCUCGCGAGAUGUGUUUGAGGACAAUUUCACUGUUGCCCAGGUGAUCCUUUUUAUCAGUUUGUUAUUUUGUUUGUUUUUGUUUCCUCCAAACGUGGCGGAUGGCAGACUUGUAACGGAAGAGGAGUUGAACGUUAGUUCUGUAGCAUUCACUGUGGCAAGUAUGUGUGUGUUCACCAGCUCUUUUAACAGCCCAGCGACCACACACACACACACACACACACCCACGCAACCGAGCAAUACGGAGCAUGCACUGACUUCAGCGUGCGUUGGCUUUUUGUCACCACCACACCAAAGGACUCAGUGCGACGCUGAUCCCGUUUUGUGAACGCGUUCCGAGUGGCGAGCUGAUCCAGGGCCGGCAAAGGUUGCGUUCGAUCUCCAUGCGACAUAAGCAGCAGCAGCAGCAGCACAUACACACACUUUUGUUUCAUGGUUUCCAAAACAGACACGCGCGUCGUCAUCGUGUGCACGCAUUGCAACUUGAGUUAAGUCAUAUCAAUAGUAUUUAUAUCAACAUAGGAAUUGCACUUAAUUUCAUUGAAUAGUUUUGUGGUACGAUAACUAUUGUGAUAUAUGGAUUAUUUAAAUUUGUGAACUUUUAAAUUGUAACUUAUUGACACUUAUGUUAUUGAGGUUUAUUUAUUUGAAGCAAUUUAUUUAUUGAAUUUGUAACACAAAAAGAAUGCAUCUUUACUGAUUAAUAUGGAAGCAAUUUACAGAUGUCUUGAGAAUCUUUAUAGAUAAACGUCAAGGCAUAUUUUUUUUAAACUACUUUUUAAAACAAAUGUUUUAUAACAAGAAGACACCUUUUGCCCAUUAUUCUUUUUUUUUUUUUUUUUUUUUCAUUUUAAUUUUGUGCUUUCUGGUACCGGCGCGUUGCUAAACACACUACUGGAAAAAAAAUGAGGAAAUAAUGUAUUUAUUAUUUAUUUAAUAUGAAAGAAAUUGACUGAUGGCUGUAUAUUUAUUUUGUUAUUUAUGUGUGUGAUGUGACUAUGAUGAGUCUGAGUAGUCUUAAAAGGUCCACUGCUAAUAUUUAAAUAAAAGACAGAAAAAUCAGCACAGGUAUUGUUUGAUGACUUAGGCCUAACUGCGUAGGUGUGCCUGGAGCUGAUUCCCAAAAAAAAAAAAAAAAAAAGUUAUUACUGUUGUGUUGCAAUCUGCUCUCUGUGUUGUUUACGCCAGCUCAUGUUUGCUUGCGUGACGGAAAACCAAGGAAACUCGUCAAAAAGAAGUGACCUCCCCAAGCCUUUUGUAGCAGCCACCAUA